Molecule: messenger RNA, 708 nt
Organism: Fusarium keratoplasticum
Lineage: Eukaryota; Fungi; Ascomycota; Sordariomycetes; Hypocreales; Nectriaceae
Product: Cupin type-1 domain-containing protein
Exons: 3
Coding region: 1-708 (235 amino acids)
Cellular component (GO): cell wall
Molecular function (GO): manganese ion binding
Source: RefSeq, a predicted model, not a curated record
AUGCUUUCCAAGUCCAUCAUCGGCGCUAUUCUGGCCUGGCCCGCUCUUGUGGCUGCCGCCCCUCACAACGUUGAGGAGCGUGCUACUCCCGAGCUUACCAUUACGCAGAAGCUGCGACUGGCUGAUACUGAGAUCGACCGAUUCAAGCUUCUCCCCGAUGACAAGGACUUUGUCUUUGACUUCAACAAGCAGGACGGUCUUGCUGCUGGUGUCGCCAACGCUGUGACCUUCCCUGCCCUUGUUGGUACUGGCCAGACCUUUACCGUCGGCGAGUUUGAGCCUUGCUCCAUGGCCGUUGUCCACAUCCACCCCCGAGCCGCCGAACUCCAGGCCGUCAUCUCCGGUCGCAUCUACACCGAGAUGGUCCCCGAAUCCGGCGUCACCGACGCUGAGGGCAACCAGCGCGUCAUUCGCAACGAGAUCGGCCCCAAGAUGAUGACCGUCUUCUAUCAAGGUUCCUUCCACACCCAGAUGAACCCCGACUGCGAGCCUGCGGUUGUCGUCACCACUUUCUCCUCUGAGGACAUGGGCGCUAGCUUGAUCGCCAACAACCUGUUUGCUCUCAAGAACGAGACUAUUGCCAACACUUUUGGUCAGAGCAUUGCUGGCGAGGAUAUUGACAAGGUUCGGGAUGCUAUCCCCAAGACUAUCACCUUUAAGGUUGAGGAGUGUCUUGCCAAGUGUGGCAAGACGAAGCGACAGGUUUAG